Caenorhabditis auriculariae is the source of this 3145-nucleotide messenger RNA. Lineage: Eukaryota; Metazoa; Nematoda; Chromadorea; Rhabditida; Rhabditidae. The record is from the annotation of a GenBank genome assembly.
AUGCUGAUUUGCGCCAUUUGUAACUCUACAGCUACAUCGCUGCAUUUCGGAGCCGCUUCCUGCAAGGUAUUCAAAAUGAAGUUUAGUGUAGUUUGGACUUCGGACUUCUCUGGUACGUAGUUCUCUUCAGUUUAUCAUUGUAAAAAUGAAAGAAGGAAUUCCCAACAAAUUCUUUUUUGAGAAAGAUCGCUUCUAAGUUCUAGUUUUUUUGUAAAAUUUCCCUAAAAGCGACCUUCCUUAAGACAUCUCAAAGAAUAGAAAUUUCUGCAAGUUGAGACCUUCAAAAUCUUCCUCAAGUACAAAAUUACCUUGAAGAAUUUUUCAGAAGUUUUAGAAAGCAAAAAAAGAUCCUUUACAUGGAAAAUUAUGUCAAAAGCUUCCAAUUCCAGGCCUGUGCCGCGUUUUUCCGGAGAACGGUCGCGUUGAACAUCGAGUACGAGUGCAUCGAAGGGACGCACGACUGCGAAAUACAUCAUGGUAUCCGCUCGAAAAUAAAGUCUUCUUUGAAUGGUUUUGGUCGUUUAGCGAAGCGAAUGGCCUGCAAGAAGUGCCGUUACGAGAAAUGCCUUCGCUCGAACAUGCUUCGGGAAUGUUCGUUUUUUGUUCGUUUCUGCUUCUAGUGUAUGGUAAAUGAAGCUGUAGCUAUGAAAGUUCAGGGCUUGUGAAUGUGAAAAUCAUUCAAAAAAAAAGGCAAUAUUUCAUUUUCUCUAUCACGGUUCAAUCUGUUUCAUUUUUUUGAGUUUGAAAAUUAAGGAAGUUUAUUUUUAGUCGUAAAAAUUGCGAAGAAAAAUCUCGUUCCAUCAGAUGAAAGAUUUAGUUUUUCGGCAAAAGGUUUUAUCCGCUAGCCUGAAAUUUUCCAAUAAAAUAUUUUCCUAAAAGGCUGGAUGGGUAUAAACCUGGAAAACCAAAUGGAUGUAAACCUGAAAAAAGUGAAUUUGAAAAAAACUUUGCCUGAAAAGAAAAAUUCGAAACCUGGAAUUGUUAAUCGGAUGACGGGGUAGAAGAAAACAGAGUUUUUAUUGGAUUAAAAUAAAAAGUGUAAUCAUCUUAUUUUUAGUUGUACAAUCGAAAGGAAAACGUGGCCCAGAACCCAAGGAGAUCAGUGAGGUUUGUUUUUUCAACUUCUACCCUUCAGAAAUUAAACUUCAGAAUGUCCAAGACUAUCAGUCGCCGAGCACCAGCCAAAGCCCUAUAGAGAAAGGUUGAAGAACUCUUAUUUUUCACUGAAUCGAAAAAUCUAUUGGUCGCUUGUGAAAUGGCUGAACGCGUUGCGGUUGCGCUGCGGCUCUCGAAAAAACUCCGAAGCUUUUUUUUUGAAUUCGCCAAGUAGAGAUUUUUCAUGAGGAACCUCCUUGUAGCCGUUACGCGUUGAGCCAUUUCCGAUGCGACCAAACUUUUUCAAAUCUUAAUGAGUCGACUUACACUGCCAGCUUCUUCAGAUCAGAAGGACCAAGAGUGCAGAGCAGUCCGAGAACAUUAUAUCAAGCUGGAAUCGACUCUGAACAGAAGUCGAAAGCUUCUCUUCACUGAAUCUCGCAUCCUCGACAUCUUCAGUGGCCUGUGUAUCAUGGUAAGAGCCGAAGAUCCUACAGUAACCCGUUUUGUAGCCUUUCGAGAAGAGCCAGCUGCGUCCUUUCGACUUCAGGACUUUCCAGGGCUUCGAGAAACAGGAAUACGUCAUAAUGUUCAACUACGCGGCAUCGAUGUUGGCUUUUGACAAGCUCUGUUCGCCAGAUCAAGUCUGACUUCAUAUACUUUUGAGAUGAAAGAAGCUUUUUGAGAACUUUCUCUUCCGAAUGGCCUGCGGAGUGGACUUCAUUCUCAACUCGGCCUUCUACACCUGUCAGUUGGGCAUCGAACACAACUUCCUCGUCUCUCAGGACGGCCGUUAUAUUCUCAUGGUUCCACAGCCUUUGACUGGAGAUGAACCUGGCGCUGGCGUCCUGUUCCCUAAGAAGGAAGAUCUCGAAAAAUACCAGUAAGAUUUUGCUGAAAUAUCUUUUACAAGAAAGUUCGUUUCACUUUACUCUAUGAAGUUUUCGCCAAACAAAUUAUCAACUUAUCUUCGAAAAAAGGUCUUCUUAAAAGAAUUUUUAGUUUUUGGGAAAGGGUGUCUCGAAGUCCGUUGAAAUAGGCCCGUGGAAUUUGCCAAAAAAUGGAAAUUUUAAAGCUCCCAUUCUCGAAAACUAAAAAGUUGUGCAUCUUGCGAUUAUUAGGAUCUUUUUCCAUUGCAUCAAAGAAACUUCGAGUCAAGUUUCAGAAAAAAAAAAUGCGAAUAGUUAUUUGUCAAUCUCAGAAACAUUGUCCAACCGAGGUACGCCUUCUGGAGAGAUUUCGUUCCCCGAUUCCACGACUACAACCUCACCUUUGAAGAAUUCACCUUGCUAAAGGCGAUGUCGAUCUGGAAGUUGGGCUAGUCGACAAGUUUAUUCAACUGAUGACCCGAUUUUUCAGCAUAUUUUAAACUGGAAGGCUCAGGCAGGGCAAUAUCUUCUCAACAGCAAGAACUGCUGUUCAGAACUUUGUUGAAGUGGGCUUUUGAACAGAAAAAUUUUUUACAACGUGUCUGAUCCCUCAUGGGCUCUCUGGUAAAACAGGAACUAUUUUCCCGACCUAUGCGAUGAGAGAAAAGAGGGUGCAGACAUGUGAAAAAUUCAAAUCCCAGUGAACUAUUAAGAAAAGUAUUUUGAAGCUUGUGUGAAGAAACUUGCGGGGAAGACGGCGCCACACGAGCAGGCAACUUGGUUCUUUUCCUUACAGUAAUUCAUGUGAGUAUCCAACCAUUUUUCAAAGCUCAUGGUCGUACUAGGAAUUGCUUGCAACAUUUAAUUUUUGAAACGAGAAAGACUUCGGGAGGAUUAAUUUUUCAACGAAGGAUGGGAGUAAAUCGGUCAAGGUCUAAUGAAAGUAUACUUCAUAAGCUCUUAAAAAUUGAGACGCCGACUUUGACUUCAAAAACGCGCCGCUUUGAGCCAUUCCACGUGCGACCACGGAUUUUUUUUCGUCAGAGUUGAAGAAAGAGAUUUUACAGGAAGAAGUCAUGGAACUGAUCCACAACCUCGUUCUCGUCACUCUCUUCGACUUUUUGAAUUCCGACAAAGUCCUCACCGAAAUAAUCGAUUUGAACAGUGUUUACCCAACAUAA